GCCGUCGGGAGAGCGCAUCCAUGUCUGGCCUGUAUUUCUGUGUCUUCUGCGACACAAUGGUGUUGUCGUCGGCAGAGAUGGCCGAACACGUGGGCCAACACUUGGGCCGAAAGGGCGGUCAUUACGACGACUACGACAGCGACGACCCGUCGGCCGUUCGCGAGUUGACUGACGUCGAGAAGCGAGUGGUCGACCGUUUGAUGGCAUACGAGGAGCAGCUGAACGUCACGCUGCAGCUGAUCCCACAGGAGUUGCCCGAAGACAGCGUACAGACACUGUUGAUGGGGUGUCCCGUUUGCGACUCAUUGAUCCGCUGCCAUGAGCUCGAUUUCAGCAACAAGUCGUACGUCGGCCGCGACUCCACUCAAGGCAUUCCGGAGCCCACCGUCGCCGCCGCCGUUGACGGCUCGCCGCUCUCACCCAUUGGUGGCCACAAUUCGUACUCACAUUUGCCGUCCGGUGACCGCAACUCA
Messenger RNA from Medioppia subpectinata, 473 nucleotides. The record is from the annotation of a GenBank genome assembly. NCBI's taxonomy places the organism in Eukaryota, Metazoa, Arthropoda, Arachnida, Sarcoptiformes, Oppiidae.